CAAACUCAAGAACCUCACAUUCCUUGAUUUGUCCUACAAUUUUAUCCCCGGUGAGUUCCCAGCUUUGCUCUACAAUUGCUCGAAGCUCCAGCACUUAGACCUCUCCAUGAACUACUUCAUCGGCUCAAUUCCCGGGGACAUUUGCCAGUUAUCUACUCUGGUUUACUUAGACCUCAGUAGCAACAACUUCUCGGAUAUUCCUCCAAGUAUCGGAGGAUUACGGAACUUGAAAGAACUCCGUUUACAAUAUAAUGAGUUCAACGCCACUUUUCCUGGGGAAAUCGGCAACCUAUCCAAUCUUGAGCUUCUAUGGAUGGCCAAUAAUGGCUUUGUGCGUAUGAAGAUACCUAAUAGGUUUACUCAAUUGAAGAAAUUGAGGAACUUAUGGAUGAGGGCGACGAAUUUAAUCGGCCAAAUUCCGGAGGGCUUCGCCAACAUCUCUAGCCUAGAAUGGCUCGAUUUAUCGGAGAACAAUCUGGAAGGUCCGAUCCCUAGCAGGCUUCUCAUGUUGAAGAAACUGACUAACUUGUUUCUCUACAACAAUGAGCUUUCUGGUGAGAUACCCAGACCCGUCGAAGCUUUGAACUUGUCUCAAAUUGAUCUUUGCAUGAAUAAUUUGACGGGUACGAUACCAGGAGAAUUUGGGAUGAUGCGAAAUCUUGUUUUCUUUAAUCUGAUGUCGAAUCAGUUAACAGGGGAGAUACCGGCCGGAAUUGGUUCUUUGUCAAGUUUGGCAGUCUUAGAGGCAGGUAACAAUCUCUUAUCCGGUGAAAUACCGGCCGGAAUUGGUUCUUUGUCAAGUUUGAUGGUCUUCGAGGCAAACAACAAUCUCUUAUCCGGCCAAAUCCCUGCCGGAAUUGGUUCUUUGUCAAGUUUGAUAGACUUCGAGGUAAAUAACAAUCUCUUAUCCGGCCAAAUUCCGGCCGAAAUUGGUUCUUUGUCAAGUUUGGCAAUCUUCGAGGCAAGUAACAACCUCUUAUCCGGCCAUAUCCCGGUGGAAAUAACACAUCUUUCUAGCCUUUUUACUCUCCUCCUAGAUGGAAAUCAACUCUCCGGUGAAUUACCAUCCGAUGUAGCCUCUUGGAAAUCGUUGAUUACCUUGGACCUGUCCGGAAACAAACUUUCCGGUCAAAUUCCGGUUGCAAUUGGGUCAUUACCUAACCUCCUCAGCCUGGAUUUAUCAGAAAACCAAUUUUCUGGGAAAAUCCCAGCAAGCCUUGGCAACCUGAAGCUCACAUCACUCAACUUAUCAUCCAACAAACUUUCCGAGGAAAUCCCAGAUGAGUUUGAUAACCUUGCUUACGAAAACAGUUUCUUGAACAAUUCCAAUCUCUGUGCUGCCACUGGAGGUUUUCUUUCAAUGCGUCAGGGAUUUGGUGCUGCUUCCAGAUCAGCAAUCUUUGGUGGUGUUUUGCUUGCUUUGAUUGAAGUAGCUGGCAUCAUGUUGAAUAAGGUUCUUAGUGCGCCACAGAAUAUGCCUAUCAUGAUGGAAGAGCCAACUCCCAAAAUGGCCCGCAUGCCUGGAAUUCCAAUGGGACAAUUACUAGGUCAAUCUCCAGUACCAUCAACACCACCAACACCACCCACAUCUUCUUCUUCUUCUUCUUCAUGGUUCGGGCUCGGGGGGCUUUUUGGUGGUGGGAAAGAGCAGGAGACAGCAAGCAGUGGAAGCAAGACCGAGAACCAGAUUGGUUUCUCCAAGAGACAAAGGUCAAGAGGCAAUAGACAGAAAGACAGAGAGUCUGCAUGGUGUGCUAGACACGAAGCUCGACAUCAAGUUUCUGAAUCUGGCUUGGAUAUUAACAGGGGCCCUGUUAUGGAGGUAGAUGAUGAUGGAAAACCCAGAAGAACUGGGGGCUACGCCCCUGGCACCCCCUCCCUCCGCCAAUGGUUACAGAUCUCCGAUCACCAGCGAGAGAAAUUGCUCUUACAUGGAAGCUGUCAGAAGCUACUUAGGUGGAACCAAGUACAAGGCUUGUGGGUGGGUGCAGUGUAUCUACCUUUCUGGGAUGAUCGUCGGCUAUACUAUCACAGCAUCGAUAAGCAUGGUCUCACAUGGCUCUCCACCGUCGCUGCUGUCAUGUCUUUUGGGUAUGCAUUCAUCGGAAUAGGACUCGCGUUUGCAAAGGUUGUGUCAGGAAAAGGUGAAAGAACUUCACUGACGGGAAUGGAAGUAGGGGUGGGCUUCAAUGCGGCAGAUAAUGUCUGGACGAUGCUCAGGGCAGUUGGAGACAUGGCAUUUGCUUUUGCAUAUUCUACCGUUUUGACUGAAAUCCAAGAUACGUUGAAGUCUUCACCACCAGAAAAUCAAACAAUGAAGAAAGCUAACACAAUAGGUAUGUCUACAGCAACAACUCUGUACUUGCUUUGCAGUUGUCUGGGUUAUGCCACUUUUGGUGACCAUGCGCCUGGUAACUUCCUCACGGGGUUUGGAUUCUACGAGUGGUUCUGGCUGUUAGACCUGGCCAAUGUCUUCAUUGUGGUGCACCUAGUUGGAGCAUAUCAGCUCAACCGGAGAAAGCUCAGUUUCAGCUUAUUGAGGCUGGUGUGGAGAACAUUAUUUGUGGUGGUGGCAACAGUUCUUGCAAUGGCAUUGCCUUUCUUCAAUGACAUACUUGCUCUCCUUGGGGCAAUUGGGUUCUGGCCCAUGACCGUGUACUUCCCUGUGGAAAUGUACAUUGUUCGGAAGAAAAUCAAACGUGGGUCAAGAAGUUGGGUUGGGCUCCAGAUUCUGAACUUUGUUUGCUUACUGGUUUCAGUUGCAGUAACUUGUGGAUCCCUUAAGGGGCUGAACCAGGCUCUCAAGUCGUCCAAGCCCUUCAAGUUCAAGGAGUAGCCCAUAAUAAGUUGCUAAUUAAUUU
Rubroshorea leprosula is the source of this 2861-nucleotide messenger RNA. Lineage: Eukaryota; Viridiplantae; Streptophyta; Magnoliopsida; Malvales; Dipterocarpaceae. The record is from the annotation of a GenBank genome assembly.